This is a messenger RNA of Sipha flava (yellow sugarcane aphid), 1075 nucleotides long. RefSeq lists its product as uncharacterized. Lineage: Eukaryota; Metazoa; Arthropoda; Insecta; Hemiptera; Aphididae. Bases 184 to 1014 code for a protein of 276 amino acids. The record is from RefSeq and is a predicted model, not a curated record. The transcript has 3 exons.
AAAAAUAUUAAAACUGUUGUAAAAUAGUUAAAUAGUUAAAUAGUAAAUUAUGAAAAUCUAAACUCUAGCUAUUACCCAUAAUUUAUUUAGUUUCAUGUUUAAUGGUUUUUCGUUACACAAGUUUUUUGAUUCUUUGACUAAGAUUUCGAAUUUUAAAUAAAGGUUGUUCAUAGAGCAUUUUCAAUGAACGAACUAAUGGAUUCUAGAAAAUAUGUGAAAGUUAAGUGUGACUGGGAAUCUAACAUUGAUAAAAUGGACAUCAAUGAUUGUGUGGUGGUACGUCUCCUACCACCUGAACACGAAACCCUCGAAUUUGAUAUAAUACGUUUGAUUGAAGAUACAAAUUGCUAUUGUAUGAAUUUUAUAAAGCCAGAAGACGUAAACGAUCUAAUUGUAAACAUUAGUUGCGAUUCAGAACAUCUUAUCAAUACAAUUUUUGUUUGCUCAGAGGCAAAAAUUAUUGAACUGUUUGGUAAAACUGGAGAGUACGUAUCUACACAUAUCGCAUAUUAUUCCAAAGAAUUAAAGGAUUUUCCAAUGAACAAUCAUUCGAUACUCAUCGAAGGUACAGAAUGCAGUUUAAAAUUUGAACAGCUUAACAAACCCGAUUUUGUAUGGAUUUAUGGUGUGCUAAUUUAUUUAACUGAAGCAAAACAAUCUUCUAAUACAUCUGUAGGCCCUAUUAAUAUGGAGAAUGUUCAACAUUUAUUGAAUCCUGAAUCAUUGACCAGUAAUGCUUCAAAAUUGUUAUCUACUUUAAGUUUUAGAGAUCCAAAAUUGAAUACUAAUGAGUUUUUGAACACACUUUUGAAAAACAUUGAAACAUCUAAACUACCAGAUAGUAGUAAUAAAGACGAAUUAAUGUUACAUUAUUUUAAACUAUUUGAAAAGAAAGUUGAGGAUAAGCUCAAUCAUAUAACACUCCAGUUGAAUGGGUUCGAGAAUAAUAUUGAAUUAUUGAAUAAAAAAUUUGACACAUUAUUGAGUGCACUACAUGAAAAAAACAAGUUAUGAUAUUAUUUUACUUAAUUUUAAUGUUUAAUUAACUCCCAAAUAUAUCUAUAUUUACUUAUUG